UUGUUAGUUCGAAUCGCGUCCUCCCACGAAGCGAUCGACAUGUCGAAAGUUGCAGUUGUGACCGGCUCCAAUAGGGGCAUCGGCUUCGCCAUUGUGAAAGGGUUAUGCAAACGAUUCGACGGAAUCGUGUACCUCACAUCCAGAGAUGAAAAUAGAGGCCGAAAAGCUGUUGAAGAGUUGAAUAAAUUAGGCCUGAAACCGCACUACCACCAGCUCGACGUAUCCGAUAGAAAUAGCAUCAUUAAGUUCAGAGAUCACAUCAAGGAAAAACACGGACAUCUCGAUAUACUCGUUAACAAUGCUGCUAUUGUGGACAGUCUGACAGAAAUUGAUCAUAUCGAAGUUUUAAAAAAAGUCAUCGAUAUCAAUUACAGAAGCGUCUUGACUAUGCAAGAACUGAUUUAUCCAUUGGUGAGAGAUAAUGGAAGGAUCCUCAAUAUAUCCGCCGACUGUGGACACUUAUCCAACAUUAGGAAUAAGUACUGGAUAGAGCGGCUGUCAAAUAAAAAUUUAUCUGUACAAGAUGUGAACGAAUUCGUCGAUUGGUUCCUCCAGUCCGUGCAGAACGGGACACUCAAGACAGAAGACAUAGCUGACAACGCGACAGUGCCCGGGUACCGUGUGGCUAAGGUAGCCCUGUGCGCGGUGACGGUGGUCCAGCAGCGCGAGCUGGCGAGCCGGCGCAUCUCUGUCAACUCGAUGCACCCCGGCCUCGUGCGCACCGAAAUGACGAACGGUAUCGGCUUCUUAAGCACGGACGAGUCGGCCGAAACCCCCCUCUAUAUACUCCUAGACGCCCCGGAUUCACUCCAGGGCGCUUUCAUUUGGUACGACAAACGUGUAAUCGACUGGUACGACUACAAUGCAGACUAUUAUUUCAAAAUGUCCACAUUGACCGAGUAAUACAUAAUAUUAUGUAGGUAAUGGACGAGAAAUAUCAA
Colias croceus (clouded yellow) is the source of this 941-nucleotide messenger RNA. Its product is annotated as carbonyl reductase [NADPH] 1-like. The record is from RefSeq and is a predicted model, not a curated record. Gene Ontology annotation, molecular function: carbonyl reductase (NADPH) activity. Lineage: Eukaryota; Metazoa; Arthropoda; Insecta; Lepidoptera; Pieridae. The transcript has a single exon. The coding region runs from base 40 to 903 and encodes 287 amino acids.